UUUAAAGCUGCGUAGACUUUAGGAGGUUCAUGAUUGCUCUACUCUGCUCUCUCUGGGAAGAAUACUACCUGAUCCCUCUAAAGGCUUCCUGCAGUGGCCAAGGCCAGCUUGAGAUCUCUGCUGUCAGACAUAGUCUGUCCUUCAGCAGUGCUGCCCCUAGAAACGUGCAGUCACCAUGGAGCAUCACUGUGGUCUGAUCACUAGCAACAGAGAGACAGUACCACUGAAGAGCAUCUCAGUAACAUUGUCCAUCAAUGACUUUGUGGCUGCUGUGGCUGCAACCUUAAAUUAUGAGAAUGAGGAGAAAGUCCCAUUAGAGGCAACCUUUGUAUUUCCUAUGGAUGAAGACUCUGCUGUCUACAGCUUUGAAGCCUUGGUGGAUGGGAAGAAAAUUGUGGCAGAGUUGCGGGAUAAGAUGAAGGCUCAUAGCGAGUAUGAGGAAGCCCUCUCCCAGGGCCACCAAGCAUACUUAUUGGAAGAGGAUGACUAUUCCAGGGAUAUCUUUUCUUGCAAUGUGGGGAACCUGCAGCCUGGAGCUAAGAUUGCAGUUACUCUGAGGUAUGUGCAGGAACUGCCCCUGGAAACAGAUGGGGCCCUGCGCUAUCUGCUCCCAGCAAUCUUGAAUCCAAGAUAUCAGCUCUCUGAACAGUCAGCAAACAGUUGCUUGAACAUCCAGAAACCCACAGUCCCUUUGGAGGACCUGCCUUACACACUCAAUAUGACUGCCACCAUCACUUCCCAGCAUGGUAUUGAAAGGAUCCAGUCCAACUGCUCUUUGAGUCCUAUUCAGUACCUUACAGAUGACAAGACUUCUGCUCAGGUUUCCUUGACUGAAGGGCACAAGUUUGAUCGGGAUGUAGAACUACUGAUUUACUACAGUGAAGUGCACAGUCCCAGGGUAGCUGUGGAAAUGGGGAUGCUGGACAUGAAGCCGGACAGUGUGAUGGGAGCGCCUUUAGCAAUGGUUAGUUACUACCCAGAUAUCCCAGAAGUGGAAACCUCAAAGGUCUGUGGAGAAUUUGUGUUUCUCAUGGACUGUUCAGGAAGUAUGAAAUGCCCCAUGAGCCCAGGGAAGGAUUCUCAGCUACGCAUAGAGGCUGCCAAGGAAACUCUGUUGCUGUUGCUGAAGAGUUUGCCUAUGGGUUGUUAUUUUAAUAUCUAUAGAUUUGGAUCUUCCUAUGAAAAAUUCUUUCCGGAGAGUGUGAAGUACACUCAGGAUACGAUGGAGGACGCAGUGAAAAUAGUGAAGGAUUUAGAAGCCAACUUAGGAGGUACUGAAAUCUUGACACCCCUCUGCAAUAUUUACAAGGCAUCCUCCAUUCCCGGUCAUCCCCUACAGCUCUUUGUCUUCACAGAUGGAGAAGUGACUGACACAUUUAGUGUCAUUAGAGAAGUUAAGUUAAACAGCAAGAAACACAGAUGUUUCUCAUUUGGAAUUGGACAAGGAGCCUCGACCAGCUUAAUCAAAAACAUUGCCCGGGUAUCAGGGGGCACUGCUGUGUUUAUCACAGGCAAGGACAGGAUGCAGACCAAGGCUCUUGGGUCUCUCAAAUUUGCUCUACAGUGUUCAGUGGAUAACAUCUCUCUAAGUUGGGAUUUGCCUCCUGGUCUGUUGGUUAAAAUGCUUUCUCCAGAGAAACCUACCAUCUUUAGGGGUCAGAGGUUAAUCAUCUAUGCACAACUGACUGGGCUUAUGCCUCAAGUGGAGAGCACAGGAGCAGUGUGCCUCAAGUACAUCCUCCAGGGUAGGAGUCUGGAAAACAGGGUGACAUUUUCCCUACAACCCAAGGCAAAUGCCAAUUUCACCAUUCAUCGGUUGGCGGCAAAGUCCUUGAUUCAGACUAAGGAUUUCGGAUCCCAUGAGGCCUCAAAAGAAGAAAAAGAGGAUGUGAUGAACAUCAGCCUUCAGUCUGGAGUCCUUAGCUCCUUCACAGCCUUCAUUGCCAUAAACAAGGAGCUGAACAAGCCAGUGCAGGGGCCUCUGGCCCACAGAGUGAUUCCUAGGCCAAUGAUGCAGAGGAGACCUCUUAUGCAGUUCUACUCUAGUCACUCUGAUGGCCAGAAAGGCUUACAGGCAAGACAUUUAUGUGGACUAAGAAAUUUGUUGUGUCCAAGACAACGGAGUAUUCUUGUCGGUGCACAAUGUGAGGUUCUUGAUAUGACAAAUGAAAUGCCCAUGACACUGAAGAAAAUGUCAAAUUCUUCUACCAAGGAAAGCAACUUGAAAAAGGAACACAAAGCAUUUGGAGAGAAUGUUGUGGUGCAGCUGAUUUCUCUCCAAAAGGCAAAUGGCUCCUGGAAUCUAGAUGAAGAUCUGACCAAGAUCCUGGGCACUGAGUUGAAAGACAUCAAGGCUACAAACCCUGCCAAGCAUGAGGACCCCUCAGCCUGGGCCACAGUGCUGGCUGUGGUAUGGUUGCAUGCCAAUGGCAUGGACUUAAAGUGUGAAUGGGAACUUCUGGAAAGGAAGGCUGUGGCCUGGCUUCAUGACCAUGCAGACUCCUCCAUCCCCAUGCUUGUGCAAGCUGCCAAUAGUCUCCUGAAAUUAUCGGUGAAUCCUGCUGUCUUUGGUGUCUAAAGAUGUCACUAAUGAAAGGAGAGCCAUUCCUGGCAACCACCGAGUCCCUUAUUUUCUAUUCCUAUCAUUUCUUUUCUGAGAAGUUAGCAUAGUCUCCUAACAUGUUUUAUUCAUUGAGGCUUUUAUUUUAUUCAUAUGCAGAAUGACACAUGACGUUUCUAGACCAUUUACAGUAUAAUUAUGAUAUAGUGAUAGUCAUGGGAUCUAUAGUAAGCAUGCAGCAUUUACCAUGGGCAAUUCUUAAAUUAAUACCCUGCAUUAUUGUUAUCCAUUCUCUAUGCAGAGACAUGUAAUGUGGUCAUCAAAUGGCUUUAAAUUCAUGGAAUAGGCCUACCAGUUAGCACAGACGUGAUGGAUGCUCCUCAAUUGAGGCAGUACUCCUAGGACUGUGUGUCCUGAGGAUCUCAUGCUGUUAUGAAUUUUUGCCCUGCCCAUUGCCUUCACAUCCCUCUUAACCUAAGGAUUGUAUGAAAACUCUAAACAGGCUUCCAGCCCCUCACUGGGGAGUAUCAUUGACAUUAAACAAUAAUAAUGCCUGAUAUCUUUCAGGCAUUGUUGCUGGAACAGAUUAAUGUUCCACAUACUACUAUAGGAAAGAACUUAGAAAGAUGUGGAUUUUCAGCAGUGUACAAAAUACAUGUGUAUAAGUCUGACAACCCGAGUUCAAGUCCUCCAGUUCUAUAUAAGAUUGAUAUGGUAGAGCUGCCUUUAAUCCCAGUGCUUGCAGAGAGAGAUAGAAGAUCCCAAGAACCUUUAUUUGGAAAAAUAAAGUUUUUAGUGAACCCAUAUUAAGAUGCGUUUUGGUUUUUGUUGUUGUUGUUGUUGUUAUUGAUACUUUUUAAAAAAGUCUUAGUGAACAUUUUGAACUUCUGUAAGGCACAAAUAUAUUUGUUAAGCUAUGGACAUUUCAUAGUCAGAGAACAAGAAAAAUGGCAACUUGGCUAACAUGAAUCUCACUGAGUCUGGACUACUACCGAUUGAUUAGUUAUGUCUAUUUUUGCCCUCAGCUUUCUGAUAUGAUUUAAUAAGAAUUGCUGAUGACUAUAUAAAAAUUCUUGGUAUUUAAAGUAGAUAAGGCUGACUUUUAUAUAAAAGUUCAGAUUUGUGAUUCAUUGGAGAUUUUUGUAUGACUACUGUUAAAGAUAAAUAAAAUAAUUAAUCCUUCCUUUGUAAGUGCUAAUUGCUGCCUGAGAGUAAGAGGAGCUGGCUGAGAAAACUCCUUUGCUUACUCACACUUUUAAAAUCUAUAACAAGUUGCUUAGUUAUGAAUG
This is a messenger RNA of Mus pahari (shrew mouse), 3849 nucleotides long. RefSeq names its product von Willebrand factor A domain-containing protein 5A. The coding region runs from base 176 to 2578 and encodes 800 amino acids. The record is from RefSeq and is a predicted model, not a curated record. NCBI's taxonomy places the organism in Eukaryota, Metazoa, Chordata, Mammalia, Rodentia, Muridae. The transcript is spliced from 20 exons.